Molecule: messenger RNA, 1600 nt
Organism: Nicotiana attenuata
Lineage: Eukaryota; Viridiplantae; Streptophyta; Magnoliopsida; Solanales; Solanaceae
Product: putative E3 ubiquitin-protein ligase XBAT31
Exons: 8
Coding region: 139-1497 (452 amino acids)
Biological process (GO): positive regulation of transcription by RNA polymerase II
Cellular component (GO): nucleus
Molecular function (GO): transcription cis-regulatory region binding; protein binding
Source: RefSeq, a predicted model, not a curated record
CUCCCUCUUGCACUACCAUAACUCAGCGCCUAGCGCUUAUAUUUUACUCCCACCACACACCCACCGUGCCCCUCCCGCCGUGGUGGGUGGCGCGUGAUAUCCACCCGCGGGGCACUUCACCUCAAUGCUAAGGAGGUGAUGGGGCAGAAAUUAAGUUGUGUACAGCAACCCCAUGAACAUGGACUGUUCAGUGCAGUCCAAAGUGGUGAGCUUGAAAAAGUUGAAGCUAUGAUUAAUGAAGACCCAAAUGUGCUUCAUUUUACCAGUGUUCGUGGGAAGCUCUCUGCACUUCAUGUUGCUGCUGCUAAUGGGCAGAUCGAGGUGCUAUCUGUUCUCUUGGAUCGUGGGGUUAAUCCAGACAUUUUGAAUCGCCAUAAACAAACCCCAUUAAUGUUAGCUGCUAUGCAUGGAAAUGUGUCCUGCGUGGAGAGAUUAAUUCAGCGAGGUGCUAAUAUUUUAACGUUUGAUUCACUACAUGGAAGAACCUGUUUGCAUUAUGCUGCUUACCAUGGCCAUUCUGACUGCUUGCAAUCGAUCCUUGCAUCCGCUCAUUCGGCUCCUGUUGCUCAAUCUUGGGGAUUUGCGAGAUUUGUGAACAUAAGAGAUGGAAGUGGUGCAACUCCAUUGCACUUGGCAGCCCGUCAUGGUAGACCAGGAUGUGUCCGGAUUCUUCUAAGCAACGAGGCUCUUGUCUGUGUUUCUAGUGGUAGCUACGGCCGACCAGGAAGUACACCAUUGCAUUUAGCAGCUCGAGGAGGUUCUUUGGACUGUGUACGGGAGUUACUUGCUUGGGGUGCAGAUCGACUUCAGAGAGAUUCUUCUGGGCGAAUACCUUACUUAGUUGCUUUGAAGUACAAGCAUGAAGCAUGUGGUGCUCUCUUAAAUCCAUCAUCUCCAGAGCCUUUGACCUGGCCAUCGCCUUUGAAGUUUAUUACUGAGCUUGACGCCGAGGCAAAAGCUUUACUAGAGAAUGCUCUUAUUGAGGCCAACAAAGAUAGAGAGAAGUUGAUAUUGAAAAAGACAGCUGUCUCACAUACAUCGCCUUUACAUUGUGAUUCUGGCCUUGAGAGUGAUGACUUUGAGGGCAGUGAUUUUGAGCUAUGUUGCAUAUGCUUCGAGCAGUCCUGCACAAUUGAGAUUCAAAAGUGUGGCCAUCAGAUGUGUGCUCAUUGCACUCUAGCCUUAUGUUGUCACAAUAAGCCCAACCCUGCAAGUAAUAAUAGUGAGAAGGUUCCAGUAUGCCCCUUUUGCCGGAGUGAUAUCACUCAUUUAGUCGUGGUCCAGAAUAAAAUAGACAGUUGCGAAGAGGAAUUGAGUCCCUCACGGCCAAGAAAAUCAAGAACAUCUUUCAGUCUUACUGAAGGUGGCAGCAGCAGCAGCAGCAGCAGUAGCAGUAGCUUGAGAGUUUUGUCACCCUUAGCCUCAUUCGGGAAGUUGGGUGGUCGCCAUUCAGGCAAAAUUAGUGCAGAAUGCAUUGAAGUGUUUGCCAAGCCUUAAGAAUCAAUUCCAAUGGGACGAUAGUAACUAGUCGUCUAUUCCUUGAUAUCCUCUGCUCAAUCAUCAGUCUGAAUCUACCUAUCGAGGAAUCUUGUUUCCAAUA